Molecule: messenger RNA, 2154 nt
Organism: Maudiozyma barnettii
Lineage: Eukaryota; Fungi; Ascomycota; Saccharomycetes; Saccharomycetales; Saccharomycetaceae
Gene: FRE1
Product: ferric/cupric-chelate reductase
Exons: 1
Coding region: 1-2154 (717 amino acids)
Biological process (GO): copper ion import; iron ion transport; intracellular iron ion homeostasis
Cellular component (GO): plasma membrane
Molecular function (GO): ferric-chelate reductase activity
Source: RefSeq, a predicted model, not a curated record
AUGAGAUUCAUUACAGGACCUUCUGUGCUCUGGUUUGUAUAUUUUCUUUCAGGAGUCAUAGCACUAUCUUCUUUGGAUUCAUCAGUUGCUACAGCCUGUCUGAAAUAUAAUGCGUUGUUUAAAUGGAACUGCACAUCGAAUAAAAAAUAUUCGUGUCUUUGUCAAGAUAUUAAUUGGUUACAAACAUUAACUUAUUGUGUCAAUUAUGGUGCUGAUCAUGAAACACCAUUGAAACAUGCUAUGAGACAUAUACGAUUGAGAUGUAAAUCUGGUGAUAUUGAUUUCACCACUGAGCAAUUACAACAAAUUUAUGAAAAUGGUACUUUAUAUACAAGACCUAUCAUAUCAAAUGACACUACCACUAGAGUCAUAGGGACAUUGAUUCCUGACGAAACUACAUUUGAUUAUUAUUUGACAAAAUAUAAACAGACUUCUCUGUUUGUCACUAGAUCUCAAUGGUAUGGUUGGGGUUUGAUAUUUUAUUGGGUUACAAUCAUUUUAAUUAGUACAAUUUUUAAUAUUAAUAGAAAAAUGAUUGGAUUUAAAACUUUUUUCCAAAAUGUUUGGAUUAAAAGAAAUGUUGCGAUCCCUUCAGUGGGUAAACAUUAUAAAGAACGUACUUUUCUUUUAUUUCGUUGUAUUCCAAUUAAUUUCCCAACUAGAUUGGACGCUUUGAUUGUAACUGUUUUUGUUAUCUUAACAAUUAUCUUUUGUGGGAUGGAUUAUGAUAUUCAUUUACCACAUCCAAAUUAUCCUGAUCAAUGGAGACUUAAUGCUAGAAUGUUAAAUUAUAGAGUAGAUCAAAUGGCACUUACUUUGUUUCCAGUUAUUUACAUGUUUGGUAUAAGAAAUAACCCCUUUAUUGCAUUAUCUGGGUUUUCUAUUGGUUCCUUCAAUUAUUUCCAUAGAUGGUGUGCAUACGUGGCGUCCUGUUUGGUAUUGGUACAUGCAGUGUUAUGGACAGUUUAUUCUCAAAGGUAUUCUACAUAUCAUCAUUACAUCUCACAGGAAUAUUUCCAAUGGGGGAUUGCUGCUACUGUGAUGAUGUUUGUUUUAUGCUCUCAUAGUGAAAAGAUCUUUAGAGAUAGAUUUUACGAAUUCUUCUUAUUUUUCCAUAAAGCUAUGAAUGUAAUAUUUAUCGUAGGUUUGUAUUACCACAUUGCAUCAUUCGGUUGGUUGAAUUGGGUUUGGGCCCUUGUUGGUAUAUGGGCCGGUGAUAGAUUUUUAAGGUUUGGUUGGAUUGUCAUCAAUGGUGGAAUUCAUAAUGCAACUUUGACGGAUUGUUUUAAUGGUGUCAUAAAAAUUUCUAUUCCAAAACCCAGAUUUUUCAAAUAUCAACCUGGGAUGUUUGUUUACUUGUACUUCCUUGGAUUAAAUGAACCUUGGUUUUGUUCUUUACAAUCCCAUCCAUUUACAAUCUUAAGUGAACCACAAAUAGAUGAAAGCCAACCAGGUAAUUUAAUAAUUUAUUUCAAAGUUAAUAAAGGUAUCACUAAACGUUUAUUAAAGAGGUUGGAAAAAAGUGGUAAACAGAGUAUCACUUGUAAAGUACUAUUGGAGGGGCCUUAUGGUGUCCAAUUACCACAAUUAACGUCUAUUACAGAGAAUUAUUCAGGUAUAUGUGCAGGUCUGGGAAUUACAGCUGUGUAUCCUGAAUUGUAUCAUGCAGCUCAAAAGACUGAAAAUAUUGAAGGGUUCUCUCAUAAUUUGACUUGGAUCAUUAAUAACCCUUCACAUGUGGAAUGGUUUCAUCAGGAAUUGACUCUGUUGUCUCAAUUGAAUUGUAACGUAGAAAUCAUUUGUACAGCAAGAACGUCUAAUAAUACCCCAGUAGAUGAAAAAAUGAAAGGAUUUAAAGAUAAGUUGCAAUUCACUACAGCAACAGAUUCUGGUAGUUCCGCUACCUCUACGAAUGACCGUUACGCUAAAUCUCAUUAUGAAAUCCAAUAUAUUGAAGCUAGGCCCGAUUUGGGGCAAUUGAUAGCCUCUCGAAUUUCAAAAUCUCAAAAUCAAUCUUCACAACCAACAGAUUUGAAUAUCUUGACAUGUGGUCCCUCCAGUUUCAAUGAUAAAAUUAGAUUUCAUAUGACUGAGGAACUUGCAAAAAAUAUCUCAAUAAAUGUCAAUUUCGAUGAAAAGAGUUUCACAUGGUAA